Nematostella vectensis (starlet sea anemone) is the source of this 921-nucleotide messenger RNA. Its product is annotated as riboflavin-binding protein. The transcript is spliced from 2 exons. Gene Ontology annotation, cellular component: external side of plasma membrane. Gene Ontology annotation, molecular function: signaling receptor activity. The record is from RefSeq and is a predicted model, not a curated record. NCBI's taxonomy places the organism in Eukaryota, Metazoa, Cnidaria, Anthozoa, Actiniaria, Edwardsiidae. The coding region runs from base 40 to 612 and encodes 190 amino acids.
CGAUACGUGCUGCUGAAAUGGAACACCCAAACAAACAAGAUGGCGUGCAUGUGCCGUGUGUUACUGUUGUGGACCUUGGUCAACGCGAGUUUCUUGGCGCUUUCCGAAGGCCAACAAAUUAUACGAGCUAGUCAAUGUACAUAUUAUGGGAGUGGAAGGGUGCCAGAGGAAGCGUACAGUCUGUCUAACUGCACUUGGUUUCGAGAACGCUCUUGUUGCAGACACACUGAAGUUACAUCAGUCUUCAAAGGGAUGAUGGCCCUAAAUGAAGCAAGUCAGGACUGUCGCAACCACAUGAACUAUCUGAUGUGCUACUUUUGCAGUCCAGAGCAAGAACGCUGGUACAAGAACAGUAGACUUCAUGUUUGUGAAUCUCUUUGUGAUGCAGUUUAUGAAAAAUGCAAAGAUUCCUCCUUUCAGGGCAAGGAAAUAGGAGCAGAAUAUUCCAAUGGUAAAGAAUUCUGUGAAGCACAGUUCUUUCAUGUUGUGAAUUCCAAGGACCAGGAAUGUUUUGACUUUGAUAGUGGCCUGUUUGGCACGGCAUCCUGUUUGUCAACAUCUUCCACCGUCUAUGUGGCAGUUUCCCUGAUUUGCCUCAAGUAUUGGCUAUAGCUUUAUAAAUUUGCUCUUACCAUAUAUGGAUCACUUUAUUGAUUUGAAUUUAUUCAAUUGUGUUGAAUAGUCUCAUGAAUUACAUCAAAGCCUUGCAGUAACUCAUGCAAAUAAGAUUACUGAAAUGCUGUCUCAAUUCUCUUUUCUCUCAUUGUAAAUACUGAAACAAAGUCACCAAAAGUUUCUAAUGAUAGUGGCUACAAAGUGUACUUAUUUUAAAGAGUUACAAUAUGUCUAAUGUUUUAAUGACAUUAUUUCCCAACUAAGGCAUGUUAUAUAGUACUGUAUAAAUAAACUUCUUAUACAUAA